Messenger RNA from Malassezia restricta, 1929 nucleotides. RefSeq names its product orotidine 5-phosphate decarboxylase. Gene Ontology annotation, molecular function: orotidine-5'-phosphate decarboxylase activity; DNA N-glycosylase activity; DNA binding. Gene Ontology annotation, biological process: 'de novo' UMP biosynthetic process; 'de novo' pyrimidine nucleobase biosynthetic process; base-excision repair. The record is from RefSeq and is a predicted model, not a curated record. NCBI's taxonomy places the organism in Eukaryota, Fungi, Basidiomycota, Malasseziomycetes, Malasseziales, Malasseziaceae. The transcript has 2 exons. Bases 1 to 1929 code for a protein of 642 amino acids. Gene Ontology annotation, cellular component: cytosol; nucleus.
AUGUCGGCGGCCAACCGCACCUACGAAGAACGGGCCCAGCAGCAUCCGAACGCAUGUGCCAAAGGUCUGCUUGAGACGAUUGUGCACAAGAACUCAAAUUUGUGUGUGAGUGUAGACGUGACAACCAAGGAGGAAUUUCUCGCUGUCGUCGAGGCUGUCGGACCGUACGUCGCCCUCAUCAAGACGCAUAUCGACAUCAUCGAAGACUUUGAUGACGAUUUGGUCGAGCAGCUGACGCAUCUGAGUGUGCGCUACAACUUUAUGAUCUUCGAAGACCGCAAGUUUGCCGACAUCGGAAACACAGUGAGCUUGCAGUACGCGGCCGGCGUGCAUCGCAUUGUGCGCUGGUCGCACAUGACCAAUGCCCACUUGAUCCCAGGCCCCGGCGUCAUUUCUGGCUUGGCAUCAGUGGGUGUGCCGUACCAACGUGGCUUGCUUCUUCUCGCUGAGAUGAGCACAAAGGGCAGCCUUACCACGGGCACCUACACGACCGCAAAUGUCCGCGCCGCCAUGCAGGACGAGUCGCAGUUUGUAUUCGGCUUCAUCGCCAUGCACCGCGUGCAUGAGGACCCGGCGCACUUGGAUCCUGAUCUAACACAUGAGCAGCGUGCGAAAGAUCUGCUCAUCCUGACGCCGGGUGUGGGUAUGGACGUCCAAGGCGAUGGCAAGGGACAACAGUACCGGACGCCUGAGCAAGUGAUCCGUGACAGCGGAUGCGACGUCAUGAUUGUGGGCCGGGGUAUCUAUGGGGCUUUACUCAACAAGGACCUGUCCCGCACAGAGGCUCUCGAGUCUGUCAAGGCCCAGGCACAGCGGUACCGUGAGGCCGGAUGGAAGGCGUACUUGGAACGUUUGGCGCCAACUUCGCACAGCUUCCCUCGUCGAUCGUCUCGUCACUCUCGCGAAAUACACACUUCAGUCAAAGCGGAAUCACCCCCACCUGUCAAACAGGCGCUCGAGCCAGAACCGAGAGCAUCGCCCACGAAGAAGAUCAAAAUGGAGCUCACAGCAGAUGAAGCGCGCAAAAUCAAAGUGCCACGGAGAUGGAAGGAAGUAUAUGACCUGUUGGAAAAGCAGCGUGAUGAUAUCGUCACGCCAGUGGACACUAUGGGAUGUGAGGAAAAUGGCCUUGAAGAGCGGCGCGCCGACCGUGGACGGCUACGAGCCGACGGCAAAGAAGAGGACGACAAGGAAAAGGAGCAGCGACGACAAUUCACCACUCUGGUGAGCUUGAUGCUCAGCUCCCAGACCAAGGAUCCUGUCACGGCCGAUGCCGUGUACAAACUCCAGACCAGACUGCCUGACGGCCUGACGCUUGCGUCGCUCCGUGAUGCUCCGCAUGAUCAGCUCAUCGACUGCAUCGGCAAAGUCAGUUUUUAUCGGCGCAAAGCAGACUACUUGAAGAGCAUGACACGCAUUCUUCAGGAGAAGCACCACGGCGAUGUGCCUCGCACCAUUGACGAGCUGUGCGAAAUACCUGGCGUCGGUCCGAAAAUGGCUUUCUUGCAGAUGCAGAGCAUGGGUCUUAAUGUGGGCAUUGGUGUUGACACACAUGUCCACCGCAUAUCAAACCGCCUGGGAUGGUGCAAGACCAAGACACCUGAACAGACGCGUCUCGCCCUCCAAAGUUGGCUUCCACGCGAAUACCAUGGCGUCAUUAACAAGCAAAUGGUGGGAUUCGGACAGGUCAUAUGCCUACCUGUAAGCCCUCGUUGUGACUUGUGCUACAUUGGUCGAGCCAAGCUCUGUCCCUCGUACAGAAAGGUGGAUCCCAAAACAUUGGGGAAGCGUGUGCCUGUCUACUAUAAAAACGGCACGGUCGACCGAGGCGAGGGACCGGUGCCCAUCCAAGACGAUGCAGAUGCGCACGUCACGCCUACGGAGGCAGUUGUGCGGUCUGCAGCGACCUCCCAGGCUUUGGAGUGGUAG